Rotaria sordida is the source of this 418-nucleotide messenger RNA. The record is from the annotation of a GenBank genome assembly. NCBI's taxonomy places the organism in Eukaryota, Metazoa, Rotifera, Eurotatoria, Philodinida, Philodinidae.
AUGCCCGCUGAUCAAACACCAGUAACAAUUACUAUUGUAGCACAUAAUUAUCUAAUUUAUGCAGUACAACUUGGUGAUCGUGUACCAGUAACUGAUAUAUUUCGAACAGUAUCACUUCGGAUUAAUUCUAAAACAAGAAAUGUUCGAUCUGUAUAUCAUACAUUUAUUGAUGUUAUUCAUAGUACAAAUUUUGAUCAAUCAAUAACAAUGUCUUCAACACAAUUACUACAAAGUAUUUUGGAACAAGCAAAGAACUUGGUGAAACAAAUUGAAGAUUUACGUAAUGAUAAUCAAAUAAUUAAAAAAGAAAAUGCACAAUUAAAACAAGAUAAUACAACAUUAAAACAAGAUAAUACAAUAUUAAAACAAGAAAAUCUACUCUUAAAACAAAACAAUGAUCAAAUGAUAAUAAAAAACG